Molecule: messenger RNA, 998 nt
Organism: Calidris pugnax (ruff)
Lineage: Eukaryota; Metazoa; Chordata; Aves; Charadriiformes; Scolopacidae
Gene: ATXN7L3
Product: ataxin 7-like 3
Exons: 9
Coding region: 69-998 (309 amino acids)
Biological process (GO): regulation of transcription by RNA polymerase II; positive regulation of DNA-templated transcription
Cellular component (GO): DUBm complex; SAGA complex
Molecular function (GO): transcription coactivator activity
Source: RefSeq, a predicted model, not a curated record
GCAGCGAGACCCCCCCCCGUGUCCUGUGCUAUGAGCGUUCGGCGUGACUUCUCCGUGAGCAGUUGCAAAUGAAAAUGGAGGAUAUGUCUUUGUCUGGCCUGGAUAACAGCAAAGGGGAGGCCAUCGCGCACGAGAUCUACACGGACCUGGUGGAAGAUGCCUGCCUGGGGCUCUGCUUCGAGGUCCACCGGGCGGUCAAGUGCGGCUACUUCUUCCUGGACGACACGGACCCCGACAGCAUGAAGGACUUCGAAAUCGUGGACCAGCCUGGCGUGGACAUCUUCGGGCAGGUCUACAACCAGUGGAAGAACAAGGAGUGCGUGUGCCCCAACUGCAGCCGCAGCAUCGCCGCCUCCCGCUUCGCCCCCCACCUGGAGAAGUGCCUGGGCAUGGGCCGCAACAGCAGCCGCAUCGCCAACCGACGGAUCGCGAGCAGCAACAACAUGAACAAGUCGGAGAGCGACCAGGAGGACAACGAUGACAUCAACGACAACGACUGGUCCUAUGGCUCCGAGAAGAAAGCAAAGAAGAGGAAAUCAGAUAAGUCUCCCCAGCAAUGCGGGGUCAUCUCCGAGCACACCAAGAAGAUGUGCACCAGGUCCCUGCGGUGUCCCCAACACACCGAUGAGCAGCGCAGAUCGGUCCGGGUUUAUCUCCUGGGUCCCUCCGCGUCCCUGCCCGAGGCGGAGGGCAGCGUGGAGAACGACAGCUUUGAGGUGGCGGAGAGCCAGGCCAUCAUGAGCCGCCUGCAGUGGGACGGCUCCUCCGACAUCUCGCCCUCCGACUCGGCCUCCUCGAAAGCCAGUGAGUAUUCCGGAGUGGGGGGGACAGAUCCUGGACACAGAGCACUCCUGGGGGGGCCAAACUGGGUGUUCCUGAUGUCUCCCCAGCACAGGAGGGGAUGGACAGACAGACAGACAGACUGUGGCUACCCAAAGCCACCUCCAAGAGUCCCUAGAGGAAGGAGGUGCCAAGCUCCCACCGUAACGUUGCGGUGA